AAAGGAUUUAUAGAUGGUGAUUGGACUACUGACUGGAAAGAAGGGUGGGGGCUGGACAGAGUCAAAGGAAAAGCUGCCAUGGCAACACCAGAGCUUGAGGCUUGAAGAAGGAGAUGAGCUAAAGAGGUAUGGUUUUUCUUAUGGAAAGUAUUCAGUUAUUUCAUGAUGGCAUUUGCACCUCCAAAAAGCAUAGAUGGCCCCAAAAUGCAGACAAAGAUGAGUACCUGGACACCCCUAAACCAUCAGCUUUUGAAUGACCGGGUAUUUGAAGAAAGAAGAGCUCUGCUUGGAAAAUGGUUUGACAAAUGGACAGACUCUCAACGGAGAAGAAUCUUGACAGGCCUGUUAGAACGUUGCUCCCUGGCACAGCAAAAGUUCUGCUGUCGAAAGCUUCAGGAAAAAAUUCCAGCAGAAGCUCUGGAUUUUACUACCAAGCUUCCAAGGGUGUUAUCUUUAUACAUCUUUUCUUUCCUGGACCCCCGAAGCCUUUGUCGUUGUGCACAGGUGAGCUGGCACUGGAAGAACUUAACUGAGCUGGAUCAGCUCUGGAUGCUCAAAUGUUUACGAUUUAACUGGUACAUCAAUUUCUCUCCAACUCCCUUUGAGCAGGGUAUAUGGAAGAAGCACUACAUUCAAAUGGUAAAAGAACUUCAUGUUAGCAAGCCUAAGACACCUCCAAAAGACAGGUUUGCGGUUGCUGACAUUCAACCAGUUACAAGCAGUUCUCCAGAGGAAAAGCAGUUUCCAGCAUCCGCUUUCCGGUCCUCUUCCUCUUUGAGAAAGAAGACUCACGGGGAGAAAGAACUCCCACCCUGGCGAUCCUCUGACAAACAUCCAACUGAUAUCAUUCGCUUCAAUUACCUGGACAACUGUGAUCCCAUUGUGCAAAUCUGGCAAGGAAGGAGGAAAAGACAUGAAAUGAACCCAGAUUUCAGCCGACAGUCACAUGAUAAGAAAAAUAAAUUGCAGGAUAGAUCUAAACUAAGGAAAGCACAGUCACUGUAAAUUCUCAAUUUACACAUGGAAGCAAGAUCUCGAAAGUCUAGAAGACAGGAAAAACAAAACCUCCUGGGACAAUUCACAAAAACUGAAGGGUGGUCUUUGGACUUCCUGGGACCUGGAGGUAGACUCAGAGGACCCCAGCUGACAUCUUGUUUCAUGUCAUUUUUCUUUUUCUUUUUCCUACCAAGUUAAGUUUAAAAACAUUAAGUACCUUUUAGCUCACACUGCUUUUUCUUGGCGAUCAGAGAAGUCCUCACUUUCUAGGUUCUGAUCUGACCACGGAUUUCAAAAAGCUUGCUGUUUCAGAGCAUUCACCUAAAUGCUAGUAACAAAAAAGCCUUUAGUUGCCUGCUUACUCUAAUUGCUUUAGAUAAGACCUUAUCUUUUUCUGUACUCUGCUAAUUCAAGCUUCUGCAGUUACCUUCCAACGCUUUCCAAGCUAACUUGGUUUUUAGUGUCCUGAUCUUUUAAAUGCUUCUGUGAGCUUUGUCACCUUUUUUUCAUCCCCUCUCUGAAUCAGAAGAGGAGGAAAAAAGAAUAUACUCCAAAGUGAUAGCUGAUUCUUGUCGUGAAAGAACAAUGGCUUAAGAAUCAGGAAAGCCAGUUUUCUGGCCUCUGCUCUACAAUUAACUAGCAGUCACUCAACCUUUGAGUUUUCAUUUUCCCAUUUAUAAAAUGAGAGUUUGGAUCCCAACAUCUUUAAAGUCCAUUCCUGUCUAACUAAAGCCUGGAGCUGCAGAACCCCACAGUCCCCUGCACAUUUAUUCCCUGCUUUCUUCUGAUGCGGAGGGACACAGCUGUGACUAAAGUGACUUUGCAUAGAAUACCAGAAAGAAUCAAUCACACUGGUGAGUUCUGAUUAUAAACCAAUGGAAACUGGUUUCUGUCUCCUAUCCUUUUCUUUGAACUUCAGAAAAUACAAUUAACUGUAACAGAAGUAUUUACGAAACAAACCUAUGCAGUGGUUUCCUUACAGGCAGUCUUUAAUAGACUUCUUUCAAAGUCUGAUGACUUCCCCAGGUGUUUGUUUAUUUGGUUUGGAUGAGCAGAAUUAGAAAUCUCAACAGGAGAGAUCUUUAAUUAUUUAGCUCAAUCAGUGAAACUCAUGAGAGUUCCAUUUGGAAUACAGAGUAAGAAAGAAUAUGGGCUUUGUGGUCAGAGAGACCAGAGUUCUUUUACCAAAUAGCACAAUUUUGGAUAAGUGAGUGGCCAAACCUUUCUGAGCCUCUAUUUCUUCAUCUGUAAAAUGGGAAUAAUGAUUCCUCCCUUGUAGGAUUGUUGUCCGGACUAAAUGCCAGGUGUAUCUUAGGUAUUCAAUACUUGUUUGUGUUCUCUCUCAUUAAAUACCAUCUUAUCUUGCGGGGCACCUGGCUGGCUCAGUUGGAAGAACAUGAGACUCUCGAUAUCCAGAUCAUGAGUUCAAGCCCCAUGUUGGGUGUAGAGUAUUACUUAAAUAAACUUAAAAAGAAAUACCGUAUUAUCUUUCACUUUGCUGACCAAGAGUAUAGAUUUGGGACUCAAACAGCCUAGGUUCAAUGCCUGAUACCACAAUUUUAUCUAUUUGUUUUUUAAAUGUUUAUUUAUUUUGGUGGGGGGAGGGGCAGAGAGGGAGACAGAGAAUCCUAAGCAGGCCCGAACCCUUGAACUGUGAGAUCAUGACCCUACUGGAGCAGAAAUCCAGAGUUGGAUGCUCAACCACUCAACUGACUGAGCCACCCAGGUGCCCCUAUUUUAUUUAUUUUUUUAAAAGCUCCAGACCCAGCAUAGGCUUGAACUGGUGACCCCGAGAGAUCAAGAGUCUCAUGCUCUACCAACUGAGCCAGCCAGGUAGCCCAUGGCACCAGUUUUAGUAGCUCAGUGAUUUGGGUCAGUUAUUAACCUCUGGGAGGUUCUGUUUCCUCAUCUGUAAAACGGAGUUAGUAAUGACACUAACCUCACAGAGUUACCAGAAGGGGUAUAAGGCAUUUAGUAGUGCCUAGCUCAAAUAAGUAUUCAGUAAGUAGCAGCUGGUGUAGGUAAUAGCAAUUACCAGUAUCAAAAUCCCACCAGGUCACUGCCUGAGGCUGCAGGAGAGAGAGAGAGAGAGAGAGAGAGAGAGAGAGAGAGAGAGAGAGAGAACACUGAUGGUGAAAGCUGCAGAGAGGUCAGGCAGUAGCCAAGGGACAUUGGCAGCAGGCUCUCUCCCCAUGGAAUAAGCUCUUUCUCGCUUGUACUUUUACUUGCCCUCAGUUUUAGCUCCCUUUGUCUUUUGUUUCCCCCAUGGUUUCCACUAUGUGAAAAGUGAUUGCAUCCAUAGCGGCUGAAAUGUGAGCUACCUAUUUUUUUUCCUGCAUGGUCUCUGUACAGUCUGCCCCUGCACAUGCAUACAUGUAUUCCCUCCUCAGUGACAUUGGGUCUUUUAUUCCACACUCAGACUGAACUGUGCAUGUGUGUUGAACUCAAUACUGUGAAUUCUGUGCUACCUGUGCUCCUCUGCUUACUAAUUACAAUAUUGGUUGUUAAUUUUUGAUGCCUAUGAGAAGAAAGGGCCUAAUUGCUAAGAAUCCUGGGGGCAAAAUUAACUCUCAGGAAGGACCACUACUUAGAGUCCUUGCAUUUAUCCUUUGCCUCUAAAAGAGCAUAGUUUUCUUGUUCUGUCUUGUUAUCUUCUUUGUGAUGCUUUGCAUAAUAAAUUACCCUGGCAUUUCCAACAA
Molecule: messenger RNA, 3695 nt
Organism: Felis catus (domestic cat)
Lineage: Eukaryota; Metazoa; Chordata; Mammalia; Carnivora; Felidae
Gene: FBXO16
Product: F-box protein 16
Exons: 8
Coding region: 163-1005 (280 amino acids)
Molecular function (GO): protein binding
Source: RefSeq, a predicted model, not a curated record